UCCCAAAAUCCGAAAACAAUCUGUGUGUGAAACCGUGUGCCAACCCCACCACCAUUGCCUUCCUCUACACACCUCUUUCUUUACAAACAAAAUUGGAAAUGCCAAAUUAUGCGAACCUUCUGUAAAAUUGCACCUUCCGCCAUGGCUUCCUUCCCUUGUUCUAAGUCUCGAACGGGGGUUUGUGUAUGGCCUGGCAUGAGGCAACUUUCUCUUAGGAAAAAUCUACUGUAUGGAUUUAUGCAGCUCUUCUCAAUGCCGUUCAAGACUGUACGUGGAGUUAGUCGAACACUUGGAAUUUCUAAACUCUGUAGCAUUACCAGUACGUCUUCAUCUUUGCAAAUCGAACUGGUACCAUGUCUCCAGGAUAAUUAUGCAUAUCUAUUGCACGACGUUGAUACUGGAACAGUUGGUGUUCUGGAUCCUUCUGAAGCUGUUCCUGUUAUAGAUGCACUGAGUAGAAACAACCGUAAUUUGACUUACAUUUUGAACACACAUCAUCACCAUGAUCACACUGGUGGCAACAUGGAGUUAAAAGCAAGGUAUGGGGCAAAGGUAAUUGGAUCUGGAGUAGACAGUGAUAGAAUACCUGGUAUUGACAUAGCCCUAAAUGAUGGAGACCAAUGGAUGUUUGCAGGCCAUGAGGUGUUUGUCAUGGAGACUCCUGGUCAUACACGAGGGCAUAUCAGUUUUUACUUCCCGAGAUCUAAGGCAGUAUUCACAGGAGACACACUGUUCAGCUUGUCUUGUGGUAAACUUUUUGAAGGGACUCCUGACCAGAUGCUCUCUUCACUUGGGAAGAUCACGUCCUUACCAGACGAUACAAAUGUCUACUGCGGCCACGAGUAUACAUUGAGUAAUUCGAAGUUCGCACUUUCUAUAGAACCUGGAAAUGAAGAAUUGCAGUCAUAUGCAGCACAUGUUGCCAAUCUUCGCAAGAAGGGCUUGCCAACAAUUCCAACAACCCUCAAAGAAGAGAAGCUAUGUAAUCCAUUUCUUCGAACUUCAAGUACAGAAAUCCGGAAGUUGCUAAACAUUCCAGCCACUGCAGAUGAUGCAGAAGCCUUGGGAGCCAUUCGCCAUGCCAAGGAUAACUUUUAGGUCUGGCAUGUGAAUUGGCGCCAUAAACAACCCAGAAAAUGUGUUAAGAUAUAUAGUGCCUUGCCAUUUUUUGUAUAGGAAUAUUACAUCUACCAGCCAAAAAGCAGAGAUGGAAUACCUGAUUCCUGUUCAUGUUCACACUUAGCUGGGAGAGUCCAAAUGCUGCCUUGAACACUUUCUAAUUCACACAUGGUUAAACUAGACCUCAUUAUAGAUGUUGAAGUGAGACAUUUUUUUUUUUCAAGUUACUAAUGUUUCUUUUGUGCAUCAAGUUUGAGAUAUAAUUUUGUAUCUUGUAAUAAAGAUAAUGUCCAUUUCUUUCAA
Molecule: messenger RNA, 1422 nt
Organism: Solanum dulcamara
Lineage: Eukaryota; Viridiplantae; Streptophyta; Magnoliopsida; Solanales; Solanaceae
Product: probable hydroxyacylglutathione hydrolase 2, chloroplastic
Exons: 8
Coding region: 109-1098 (329 amino acids)
Molecular function (GO): hydroxyacylglutathione hydrolase activity
Source: RefSeq, a predicted model, not a curated record